Molecule: messenger RNA, 1006 nt
Organism: Ornithorhynchus anatinus (platypus)
Lineage: Eukaryota; Metazoa; Chordata; Mammalia; Monotremata; Ornithorhynchidae
Gene: TRAPPC6A
Product: trafficking protein particle complex subunit 6A
Exons: 6
Coding region: 40-549 (169 amino acids)
Biological process (GO): regulation of GTPase activity; endoplasmic reticulum to Golgi vesicle-mediated transport
Cellular component (GO): TRAPP complex; cis-Golgi network; trans-Golgi network
Source: RefSeq, a predicted model, not a curated record
CGGGAGGGCGGGACCGGGAGCGGUCCGCCGUCCCGCCCGAUGGCCGACGAGACGCUCUUUCAGCUGCUGCACACGGAGAUGGUGAUCCAGGCCUCCCGCCGGGACCCGGACCCGCAGGGGGAGCAGCGGCCAGCGCUGACCGCCCUUGAGGGCGUGGGCUUCCGCGUGGGCCAGAGCCUCGCCGAGAGGCUGCCCAGAGAGGCCGGGCUGUUCCGGGAGGAGCUGGACGCGCUGAAGUUUCUGUGCAAGGAGCUGUGGGGAGCCGUGUUCCGGAAACAGAUCGACAAUCUGCGCACCAACCACCAGGGGACCUACGUCCUGCAGGACAACCACUUCGCCCUGCUGACCCAGAUGGCUAAUGGUCACCAGUAUCUGGAGGAGGCCCCCAAGGUGCGGCCGCAGCAUCCGCCCGCCUCGGCGGGGUUCCUCGCCUUCACGUGUGGUCUGGUGCGUGGGGCCCUGAGCACGCUGGGCAUCGAGAGCGUGGUGACCGCCGACGUGGCCCUGCUGCCCGCUUGUAAAUUCCAGGUGGUGGUCCAGAGGCAGUGAGCUGCCGAGGCCGGCCCUUCCCCCGCGGCCCUCCGCCCCUCCUGUCGUCCAUCCAUCUGUCCCUUCGCCGCCUCCUCCUUCCCUGCUCUUCUCCUGGCCCCACCCCCGGGGCAGCUGCUGAGGCUGGUGAGGCGGCCCGGCCCGGCCCGGGAGCCCUGCGGGCUGCUGAAAAGAUUUUCCUUUCCCUCCAUCCGGGGACCAGGGGGGCUGGCAGAGAUUGCAGCUCCCACAGUGCAGUGCCGCAACCAGCCCAAGGGCACGGAGCAUGUUGCCUACUGGGACACGUAGUCUGAGGCUGCUCGGCCCGCGGCAGCCAGCUUCCGCACAGGGCCUCCCUCUACCUCAGGAGUUUGUGGGAUCCACGGAGGGGUCUCAGUGCAGGGUGAGGGGUCCCGGUGGAGCCCGGGCUCCCUCCAGCUGGUGUCUCAAUAAAGUUUGUGUUGCCAGUUGUCGAGUC